This is a messenger RNA of Lasiodiplodia theobromae, 2334 nucleotides long. Its product is annotated as NACHT and WD domain-containing protein, variant. Bases 1 to 2334 code for a protein of 777 amino acids. The record is from RefSeq and is a predicted model, not a curated record. The transcript has a single exon. Lineage: Eukaryota; Fungi; Ascomycota; Dothideomycetes; Botryosphaeriales; Botryosphaeriaceae. Gene Ontology annotation, molecular function: protein binding.
AUGCUUCACAGACUUUCCGACCUUGACUUACUGGACCAAUGGGCCGUGGAUUUGGUGAAGGUCGUAGGAAAGUUCAGCAAGCACUUGCUUACUGACCCUUCGGCUAUCUACAAAUUGGUUCCCCCAUUCUGCCCCGAGAAAUCCGUUCUCCACCGGCAAUUUUAUGAGUCAGAAUCGUCAAGUAUCUCCAUCUCGGGCAGAUCCAGUACAGACUGGGGUGAUAACCUGGCGAAGAUUUACCUUCCAAAUGGGGAUCAAGCCUGGAAUAUUGCAACCGCAGGAAGACAUAUCGCCAUUCUCGGAUCUGUUGGUGUCAUUUUCAUCUGGAACUCACAGAACUUCUCAGAAGUUGCCAUCUUGCGUCAUUCAGAGCAUGUUACAGCCAUGUGUUUCAACAGUAACGGGACGAAAUUGGCCACUUUCGGUCUCAAAAGUACGAAGCUUUGGUCGAUUCCUUCAGGCGAGUUGUUGGCCACAACGCCUAAUCCUACCGGGAGCAAGGCAAUGUCAAUCACGUUUGCUGAGAACGACUCAGUGCUGGUGGCAGGCUCGGAUGACAAAAUAGUACGACGACUUCGGCUAAGCGACAUGGAGGCAGGUUGGGUCAUCGUCGAGGCGAUCCUGGACAAAGAUGGCGCAAAUAUCGAAGGGGCCCUCAUGAAUACCCCAAUAUGCAUGGCUCUGAAUGCAGACUCGUCCCAAGUGGGUGUGUCAUACCGCGGAUUCCCAUUAUCGGUCUACAGCCUCAACGAAGCCCGAACCGUGCAUAGGUGUAGGCGUGCGGCCAGCUUUCAGGGAAAAUCCAGCCAAGCUUCGUCCAGCUGGUUUGCUGUCGACCGCUUUACCUGGAACCCCAUCACUGGCCACGUCAUUGGCAUUUACAAAGACGGCUGUGUCUUCAAGUGGCACCCGCUUACCGAUGAGAACCAGGAAGCUCAAUCAGCCGCGGACGAGGUUUCAGCAAGUUCCAAUGGCAAACUCUUCGUCACGAGCAGCAGUGAUGGCACUGUGAAAGUGUGGAACUUUGCCUACUUUUCAGUCAUUUAUCAAAUUCUCUCGGAUGAUUUGGUCACCGGAUUGACCUUCAGCCCUGAUUGUCGGCGCUUCUACGACAUGCGCGGCAAUUGCAUCAAUGCCUGGGAGUCCAAUAGCCUGAUCCGCUUUUCCGAGGGCGAAGAUGUGGUCAGUGAAACAUCCAGUGAAGCUCAAUCCUCGACCUGCGUCUCCAAGGUGUCGGAGAUGUGGCUGUCUCAAUUUGAUGCAAUAUCGGCAUUGUCUGUGGCGCCAGACAAUGACUUCUUCUUUUCUGGAAAUGAAGAUGGAUCUGUUCGACUGCACAGUAUCCGGGAUGCCGAUGCCGAUUCCGUGGAAAUCCUCAAGUUUUACAACUUCUUGAGCGUGUGCCAUCUGGAGUGGAGCCAGGACGCUCGGUAUAUUGCCGCAGCGGAUCUUAGCGGCCAAAUCAAUGUCAUACAGCUUCGAGAUCCGCUGAGCGGCACGUUUCCCACCUCGAAGGUCACAACAAAGCCCCUGCCAAGCCCUGACGUCCAACUGAGCGAGCAGAGUAUUCAUCAAAUCCUCUUUAGCUACGACUCAACCUAUUUAUUGGUCACCACUGGUGGCACUAGUCAAGUCUGUACAGUGGAGGAUGGCAAGAUAGCCUCAUCUCGUGCUCUGCAAGACAGUCAUUCCAGGAAAUGGAUCAACCACCCAACUGAUGAUCAAAUCUUCCUUGGCGUUGGACCAACCAAUGUUAGAGUAUUCCGAUGGCGCGACUUCGACGAGUUGCCGACUCUCGUUUUCCACGAGUGCCACGCAUCACCACAAGAUCAGCGCACGACCCACCAUAAAGACACAGAAUCCCCAACGCAUGAGUAUGAUACGUCAUCGGUUGUCAAAGUGGCCAUGACACAGGAUAGAAUGCACAUUCUCAUCCAUCUGCGAGACGGCUCCAUCCAUGGCAAAAUCACGAUACGCCUGCUUCUUAUCCCUACAUCCGCCUUCAACGCUCCCGAACAUCGAGACUCACCAGCCACCCUCAGUGCCAUCCGAAUACCAAAUAUCGUGUCGCAAAGACUCAAGGUACCCUUGGGAGUGCUGCCCGGCUCGAGGCUAGUUUUUCUGGAUCAAGACCUGUGGGUGUGUACUUUCAGGCUUGGCCUUUCCCACGAGGAAGAAUCUUAUGGCUUCCGGCGCCAUUACUUUAUCCCUCCAGACUGGGUGAGCAGCACUAGUAUUGGAAUGUGCUGUAUGACAAAUGACGGGACAUUCCUGUGCCCAAGAGAUGACAUGGUCGUAGUUGUGCGGAGUAGCUUAGACAUUGACGGUUUCUGA